This is a messenger RNA of Pungitius pungitius (ninespine stickleback), 6063 nucleotides long. RefSeq lists its product as uncharacterized. The transcript is spliced from 3 exons. Bases 942 to 1901 code for a protein of 319 amino acids. NCBI's taxonomy places the organism in Eukaryota, Metazoa, Chordata, Actinopteri, Perciformes, Gasterosteidae. The record is from RefSeq and is a predicted model, not a curated record.
UUGUGCUCCUCAUUUUUUAGUGAAUUCUCAGUUCUCCUUUUUGUGUUUUAGACGCUGGCUCAGACUGCUGCGUGUGUAAAGGAGGCGGCCUGCUAUGACGUAGCCGCUCUCUUGUAGUCAUACUAGGGUCUGGUCCGGGCGUGGCUUCUCAUGGUGGGGGAUUUGGUGAUAGAGUUACUCACUGCUGCACCAUCACUCCUUUUGAAUGCCGUGGUAUUUUGCACCUCCCUUCACCACUUGUACAUUUUCAGUUUGCCUCUUUUCUUGAUUUGGUGUGUGUAUGAAUGUGUGGCACGGAGCGUAGUGAGUGCUCUAUUCCAGCCCCUUAGUCCUCCAUCGUUGUGGCCGCUACUGGCCAGCCCUGAGUGUGGCUUUCUCUCUUUCUGGUUAGCAUUGGAGCACAUAUGUUAUAAUUGGUAUUUUUAAUGAUUAUAUUUAAUACAAUGAAAUAAAAACAUAUAUUUUCCUAUUUUUAAGUCUCAUUUCGCCAAAUAAAUUGCUCAAAAUUGUAUAAUUUGUGUCUGGUCAAUUACUUGUUGCAUGCCACCAUUAUUCCAGGACCCAGCGGUCACAAUUAGAAUAUCCCAAGUUGCAAUUGAAUAAGUGAACUCUCAACUCUGCUAGCUACAAAAACAGUGCCAAAUAGCUUGUGGUGGCGGGCGUGGUUUCAGCUCGGCUGCAGGGGGGAGAGAGGGGGAGUGGCUCGGGGAACAGUGCCAGGUGAAAACAAUAACAAUCAGCAGGCAAUGUGUGUGUGUGCUCUCCCCAUUUGAGCAGUGAGGCGGGCGAGCGAAGAGAGGCCCCCGAAUGAGCGAGCAGGACGCCGGCACGUGUGCUGCAAAAGCAGAAAAAUAAAAGAAUUAGAAACUGGCAGACUGGUCUCCAGCGUCUUCCUCCCAAACCUGACCCCGCACACCUUACAGUGGCGCCCAACUCGGCGGAUGACGGACAAAAGGCAGCAGGAUAUGCCGACCCAACCGGCGCUCGCACUGGCGCAGAUGAUUGGGGAGCUGGCGGGGAUCCAACGCGAGCAGGCAGAGGCGAACUGUAAGUUCAUGGGGAUGCUCCAGGUCCAGGUGGGGAGGCAGGCCCAGGCGCUGGAGCAAUUGGUGGAGCGGUCGCGACCCGCACCUCCACCACCGGGGCCGACAGCGUUGGCAAGCCUGACCCUCCACCGCAUGACAGCAGAGGACGACGCCCAGGCGUUCAUGGAAGCCUUCGAGGCAACGGCGGAGGCGUGCGGAUGGCCGGAGGGGGAAUGGGCCGUGAGGCUGCUCCCGCUGCUGACCGGAGAGGCGCAGACGGCCGCCAUGGGGCUUCCCCCGGCGGCCCGGCGGGACUACCCCGAGGUGCGGAAGGCCGUGGUCGACCGGCUGGGACUGCUGCCCGAGGACCACCGCCGGCGAUUCCGGAGUGCCAGGAUGGGACCGGAGGACCGACCCUUCGCCUACGGGCAGCGGCUCCGGGACGCGGCCGCCAGGUGGCUCCAGCCGAACGGGGCGGGGACGGCGUCGGAGGUCGUGGAGAAGGUGGUACUGGAGCAGUUUGUGGAGGGGCUCCCGGCCCGCACGGCGGCGUGGGUCCGGUACCACCGCUCACCGACGCUACAGGCAGCCACCACACUGGCUGAGGACUGGCGGUGCACCCCAGCGGGCGGGGCGACCGGGAGGGCAUGCCGCCAUCCAGCCGAGGAGCAGCCGCGCCACGGGGAUGGAGCCAGCAGCCGACCGCGGGGCAGCCCGUACCGGCCCCACGGAGGGCGCCGAUCGCCCUACACCGGGACCCCCCAACCUCAGCAAGCCCCGGCACCCUUCCUGACCCGCCGGGAGGUUCUCGAACGUCAGGGCAGGAGUGCUGGAGGUGCGGGCAGCCCGGUCACCUGCGGAGGGAGUGCCCGCUGAUGGAGGUGGGCCAGGUGAUCCGGGUUGCCGGCGCUCCAUCACCCUCCCCCGGCCCGGGAGCGACGUACCACUUUCGGGUAAGAAUCCAGGGGGGUACACGCCAGGCGAUGGUGGAUUCGGGCUGUUCGCAGUCCAUGAUACACCAGAGCCUGGUUCGACCGGGGGCAUUGAUGGAGGCGUCGCGGGUGAAAAUUAGGUGUGUGCACGGGGACAUUCAAGAGUAUCCCAUAGUGUCCGUCGAACUUAGGUUCAAGGGGAAAAAAUAUAGAAUAAAGGUCGCGGUUAGCUCCCACCUGACGCACCCAGUAAUUUUGGGAACGGAUUGGGAGGGAUUUAACACGCUAAUGGGAGAUGGUAUUUGUGCUGUGCUCAGCGGUGACGCGAGGUCGUCCGACGCCGCCGGGGGAGGGGGGGAACCGGCGGAGCCUCCCGUGGAGACUCCGGCGGUUCCCGAGUUCCGCUCCAUGGAAGAUUUUCCACUCGAGCAGUCUUGUGACGAUACUCUACGCUCAGCCUACAACCAAGUGAUAAUAAUUAAUGGUCAUUUGGUGCGCCCUGACGCAGCACAGUCGUACCCGCACUUUUCAUUGAUUAGGGACAGACUGUAUAGAGUGAGUCGUGACACUGGAAGGGGGCAGGAAAACACACAGUUGCUGGUGCCGAAAAGCCGCCGGAAAUAAUACGAAUAAAGACAGAGUUCUGCAAUACGACAAGUGUCCGUGCCCUCAUUCCGGAGAACCCGGCAAACGAUAGCCAGAGACGGCUACACCACUAUAUACUCACAUAUACAUAUAUAUUACACAUAGUGGGUUAUAUAUUCUAAAAUUACUUUAAAGAGAGAAAAAAAUCUACUUAUGAGCAUGAGAAAAAUCUGUAGUAUUUUUUUUUACCUUGCACACUAUGUUAAAAUUGGAUGUCAGCGUACCAAAAUACAAAGACAGUGAAAUUGCCAAAAAUGUGUUAUUCACUCAAUUCAAAAUAGCGGAAAAAGACAUGCUAGCGGUCGGCGGCCGGGCUGGCACAAUCUAUUUUUUCUUUGCAGCGCCAGCCUCACUGCUCAUUUCAACAGAUAGGACAGCUCUCACCCGGCACCCGCGCGCACACUGGUCUGAUGCGUCACAACUUCAAUCCUUCAACUUCAACAACCGGGAGUUUUUCGCGCGUCAUUGACUUAGCAGGCUGUGAUUGAAAAUCGGGACUGGAUCUGUCAAAUCCAAAUUGUCCAUAAUUCGUGAUGUCCCGGGUAAUACGGGACGGUUGGCAACCCUACAGAAACAUUAGUCGAACAUAGCCUGGCUGGGCCUGGCUGGGCCACAACGAAGGUGAUGACGAUUUAACUGUCAACUCAUUUAAUGAAUAUUAUAAUAAGGCAACAAACAUAAUCGUUGUCGGUUGUAGCUAUUAUGAAGUCUGAGUGUCCGGUUGUCAUUUGUCAAAUUGUCACUUAAAAGUUACUGCAAUGGCCACUCAGCUACAGUCAAAUAACACAGCAUAAGCCCCAGUCUACCUCAUCUGAUGGAUUUCUUGUCCAAUCUUUUUUGAUUUGCUUCCACUAUUAAUGCUCUUUUAGAGAUCCUAAAUUGAGACUCUGAAAGAUCAGAGAAUAGGAGACAAUACAAGAGAAGAAACAAACAGAUAAGUUCCGUGUGCCACAUUAUCAUGUUAAAAACGUUUACUUAGCUCUCUACCAACCCUUUUAUUUCCCUUCUUUGCCUUUCUCAAAAUUGUAAUAUGCUUCUUUAGACAGAAACGCUUUCGUUUGUCUAACCGGUCGAACGCCACCUCCCUCUGCACCACCCCAACAGAUCAAAUGGACCUGUCAAUGUCGCCCACCGCCGCUCCGCCCGCCAGUCCGUUGGCUGUAAUAGCCGCACCCUCUCCAGCGUUAGUCGUGCCGACUUGCUUUCUCCGCGGACACGCGAACCGAUUGUGUGCAACCUUGCCACACUCAAAACACCUGAGCUGCCCGGAGCUGGAGCUGCUCUCUGAGGACGCAAUUCCUUCGAAAGCACCUCAACAAAAAUCUCAAAGAGUCAGUUUUGAAACUCACCUGCUUAGCACAAAAGAUUAUUCUAAGACAAUCGAACACGAUUCAAAAGAAUCUGACACUCGCACGACCCCUCACGCUCUCACUCACCAGAACCGGAAAGAGAGAGGGAAAGAGAGAGGAAUUGCGAGAAGUGUGACAAUUCCAUUGCGGUGGCCACCUCGGUUUGUGUACCCUUGGUUGGUAUGUGUGGCCGAAUCGAUAUUGGUAAUAUAUUAAUGAAUGCACAGAACAGACACGUGUCUUUAUUGUCAUUUAUACGCACGCCGUGUUCUCUGUACGUUCGGAGGCUCUUUUUCGGGUUUUACGGACACGGCCCUGCGAAUGUUGCGAAAGCGGUCCCGUGCUAUUUACGGAUCACCGCACAGUCACUCGCCCGCUCGACACCGUAAAGUACAAGCCGUAUGCUCUCCCGACAUGUCGAAUGUCUACCUGUGCGGUCCCGGUGAGUGUCGAUGUUGUCCCGUGCAUGUGUGUGUGCGUGCGCCAACAGGUAAGCUCGCGAGUGCAUCCCAAGAAAUCCCCACGAGGCAAACCGGGGCGAGGCAAAAUGAUCCAGGGUUCUUUCUCGCCGCAGGGCCUGACGAAGCGGGUGUGGAGGGAGCCCGGAGAAGCCGUGACCGUCAGGUGCCGAUCUUCCCAUCCGAACACUGAGUACCUGAGUCUAAUGACAGGUCCCUGCGGUGACGUAAGAGUCCUGUUCAAAGACGACCAGCCGGGGGGGUGGCACCGCCGCCCUGGAAUACCAAGGCAGACUUCGGUGUAGCGGAACGUUCCCGGACAUUUUAUAUACUCUGCAGUGUGUGGGUGGGAGAUCUGCUCAAGCCUCAGCAAGAGUCUCACAGAAACUUCGAGGCUUGCAGCAGUUCCAGCUGCACUCUUUGCUGUCCUGGCUCCCAGAUGGUGGAAUGAGCUCUCUGACGACAUCAGGACUGCAGAGAGCCUCUACAUCUACUGCCGAAAACUCAAGACACAUCUCUUUAGACUCUACCUUGAGUAAAACACUAACAAACUGUAGCACUAACAAAUCAUAGCACUUAAAUUAUACUUAUAAUGGCACUUUUCUAUAACAUGUUUUGAAACUGCUUAUUUGAUGAAAAGUGUACUUUCUUGUUACUUGUCCUUCUGAGUUUGUAUCUCUAUGUGGAAAUGGACUUAUUGUAAGUCGCUUUGGAUAAAAGCGUCAGCUAAAUGACAUGACAUGCCACAACGCCUUGCACCACGUCACAGUCAAGCAUCAUCUUGUGCUGCAUUACAGGUACCAAACCCAACUCCAUACCUCGCAUCAGAAUAAAAUCCCCUGUUUCUGUUGCAGGUGAAAAAGGCAAUGCUGAUUUCAAAAUAAAGGAAUGCUUUGCACCCGUGUCUCUCAAAAUCUUUAUAGACACACGCCCCUCCCUUCCCACCAGAAAAACUACAGCAUCAGCAACAAAAGGCUCAAAAUCAUGACUCUCUGGACUAACAUUCAAGAUUUGGCCCCUAAACACUGGAACAGGACAGAGCUGUAGCAGAUGGAUACAACUUGCGUUUAUUCCUAUUCCGUAACACAGGGCACUGAUCUUACCAAUGGCCCGAGCCGUGACAAUAAUGACUUUUGCCACCAUCAUCUCUCACCCAUGAGGCUUUAAAUGCAUGCGUGGGACGGGCUACUAAAGACUGGACCCCAAAAGGAGCGCUCCCGAAGUUGUUACCUUCAUGUCUCCGAUCAAGGGUUGAGCACCCUUGACCAAAACCACUUUUGUGCAACACAAAAUCGUCCGCCAGCUCAGCUGCUCUAAGGGUAGUGGUUGCUUCCUGUUCACUUAAAUACGUAGCAAUACACGUUACCAACGUGUAUCUAACGUUACCAACACGUGGCUAACGUAACCAACACGUGCAUUUAAGAACCUCUUAUCAAAGAACCGAGGUUAUGUUAAGUAACCCAAAGUUAUUUUUCUGACUUCGUUGCGGUCACUAUGGGAGAUAAAGACCGCUCCCAUGCCAUUCCAAGUCAUCCCAAGCCAAGUCCAAAAAAAAUUAACCCGGUAAAGACUCUCACACGGACGCUGGCGCGUUGGCCUUUAGCACAGUGUGUGCUAACGACGGCCCUGAGACAUCGAGCCUGUAAAACCUUAC